UUUGCUAUUAAACGGCUGAACAUUGUGUAUUCGUACGUUGGUGUACGCGUGCGCGUUCGUGUUUUUUUGUUCGGACGUUCGCCCUAGAGGAUAAACAAUUCUCUUUCUCGAUCUCGAUCUCCCUCACUCUCUCUGUCUCUCUCUCUAUGAGUUACAGAGUUGUUAGUACUCAGUGCUCAGACAGGUAGAUCUUUUCGUGAUCCACCCACGAUGUUUUUGUCCGUAAACGCGUAUUCCGUUCAUUCGGUUGACGAUCAGUUAUAAACGAUAAUUUGUCCCAUUGCUCAAAACAAUAAUUCAAUACAACGAUGGAAUUUCAAACCACAAGAAUCGAGAACAAAGAUCUGUGCAAUGUACUUCUGAAAUGGUUGCAAACAUUACACCUUAAAAGUCCACACCGUACUCUAUAUGAUAUUACUGAUGGUGUUGCUCUAGCUGAGGCAUUAAACCAAAUUGCUCCUGAAUGUUUUGAUGAUCAUUGGUUUUCAAAAAUUAAAAAAGAUGUUGGAAUUAAUUGGAGACUGAAGGUUAGUAAUCUUAAAAAAAUUGUGGGAAAGAUUCAUGAUUUUUAUCAAGAGUGCGACACACAACAUAUGGGAAUUUUUGUGAAACCAGAUGUUUCCAAAAUAGGUGAACAAGAUGAUACUAUAGAGUUAGCUCGUUUAUUACAACUAAUUUUAGGUUGUGCUGUUAACUGUCGAAAUGCACAAAAUUAUAUUACAAACAUUAGAUCAAUGGAUGAAAAUUCCCAAACUGUUAUAAUGCAAUGUAUACAGGAUUUAGAAAGGAUACAAGGACAUCCACAAAGUAUUAUCACUACAAGUAUUGGAGUUGAUAAUGAUCACCAUGAACAAAUUCAACAGCUUAUUGAUGAGCUUCAAGCUGUAACUAAGGCUAGGGAUCAAAUGACUCAACGUUGUCUUGAACUUGACUCGCAAAUAAGCUUAUUACAAGAAGAAAAAACAUACAUUUUAGAUGAAAAAAAACAUUUAGAAGAACGACUUUUAGAAAGUGUUGAGGAUCCAUUAAAAGGUAGUGGUCAGAGAAGGCAGAUCGAAGAACUGAAAGAAGAAUUAUAUAAAGCUGAGACUUCUAGAGAUGACUAUCAGAUUAAACUGGAAACUCAAGAAAGAGAGAUGGCAGAAAUUAAAACAAAGUUUGAAUUAUUACAAGAAACUGCUGGAGAAGCAAGAUUAUUAAAAGACGAAUUAGAUAUUCUUCGUGAUACUGCUGAUAGAGUUGAGAAAUAUGAGUCAACAAUACAAUCCUAUAAAAAAAAACUUGAAGAACUAGGAGAUUUGAAACGGCAAGUAAAGAUAUUAGAAACAAAAAAUAUAGCAUAUAUCCAACAAAAUAUGGAAUUAGAACAAGAAAUUAAAAAAGCUUCUGUUUGGAAAUCUCAAUUAGAAAUGUAUAAAAAGCAAGUUACCGAACUUCACCAUACAUUAAAUGAUGAGACAAACAAAGUUGAUAAAUUGGAAUUUGAAACGAAAAAGCUAUUGGAAAAUUUGAACACUUUACAGAAAGAAAAAGAUAGAUUAGUGAUUGAGAGGGAUUCAUUAAAAGAAGCAAAUGAAGAAUUGAAGUGCUGUCAGACCCAAAUGAAAAAAACCAACACAAUUGAUCAUUCUCAAAUAACCACUGGUGAAGAUAUGGAAUCAGCAAUGGACCUAAAACAAAAAUUAGUAAGAUUACAACAUGAGAAUACUAUGCUAAAAAUGAAUCAAAAAGAACCGGAAGAAGAUAAAAUUUCCGUAUUACAAACUUUAUUGGAUAACACAAGACAACAGUACAAUGAACUGCGUUUAGAUAAUAGGAAAGCAAAUCAAAAGAUAUUGGAAUUGGAAUCUGAAUUAAAAGAACAAAAUGAAGAAAAUAGCGAUGAAUGGAAGUCAAAAAUUAAAGAACUGCAAACUCAACUUCAGUGUGAAAAAGAUACAAGGUCAUUGGACAUAGAAGAAAAAAAUUCUACAAUAUCAGACAAAGAUCAAUUAAUAAAUAUACUGCAAGUAUCUCUUCAUCAGAAAGAUAUAGAAUUACAAGAAUGGGAAGAGAAACAUAAAAAAUUCAUAGAAAAAGCCAAAUCUGUGGUGAAAUGUAUGGACACUAAAAGUGUAUCAUCUGAUAGUGAUAUAAGUGUAUUACAAAGUAGGCUAUUGAAAGCCAACAAAGAAAUAAGUGAUUUAAAGAGAGAACAAGAAAAUUAUAAAGCUUUACAAGAAACUGAGGAAAAAUUAAUAUCUACUGCAUUUUAUAAAUUAGCACAAACCAAAAUGCAAGAAUCAGUUGACCAGAGAGUAAUGAAUCAAGGACUACUCAAUAGCCAAACAUUUUUAUCAAAACAUAGACAACAAACAAAUAAAUCUGUAGAAUUGCCUGUUAUCUCAAAAUCAUAAUUAGUUGCUGAAACUUGAAUUUCUGAAAUAUUGAUUUCGUUUAAAAUUUAUUUUUUCAUUAUAUAAGAAAGAGUUAUAUCUGAUUUUCUUAUAAAAAAUUUACAUUUUUUUAGUGAGUUAAUGAAAAAUAAUUUUAUAUUAAGUGCAUAAAUUUAUCUAUGCUUAUAUUUCGCCAUAGAUAUACUAGUUCUGUUAAAAUUGUGACAUAA
Messenger RNA from Sipha flava (yellow sugarcane aphid), 2605 nucleotides. Its product is annotated as protein Hook homolog 3-like. Gene Ontology annotation, cellular component: cytoplasm; centrosome. The transcript is spliced from 16 exons. The coding region runs from base 309 to 2396 and encodes 695 amino acids. Lineage: Eukaryota; Metazoa; Arthropoda; Insecta; Hemiptera; Aphididae. Gene Ontology annotation, molecular function: microtubule binding; dynein light intermediate chain binding. Gene Ontology annotation, biological process: cytoplasmic microtubule organization; cytoskeleton-dependent intracellular transport. The record is from RefSeq and is a predicted model, not a curated record.